Epithele typhae is the source of this 1014-nucleotide messenger RNA. Its product is annotated as ribonuclease H-like domain-containing protein. Gene Ontology annotation, biological process: DNA replication, removal of RNA primer. Gene Ontology annotation, molecular function: nucleic acid binding; RNA-DNA hybrid ribonuclease activity; magnesium ion binding. NCBI's taxonomy places the organism in Eukaryota, Fungi, Basidiomycota, Agaricomycetes, Polyporales, Epitheliaceae. The transcript has 7 exons. The coding region runs from base 1 to 1014 and encodes 337 amino acids. The record is from RefSeq and is a predicted model, not a curated record.
AUGGGAAAAGCGGGAAAGCCUGGUUUCUAUGCUGUCGCCCGGGGCCAUGUCCCGGGGGUAUACACUGAAUGGAGCGACUGCGAGGCGCAAACAAAAGCAUUCAAAGGGUGUCUGCAUAAGAAGUUCAACACGUUAGAUGCGGCCAAUGCCUAUCUCGCCGAAAACGGUGUCAGUGGCGGUCACCGCACCACAUUUGCUUCUCCGUCUACGCUACCGGCGGUUGCAUCGUCUUCGAAGUCACACCAAUCACGCAACCACGGGACGAAGCCGUACGAAAGACAUUCUUCAAAGAAACCUAGAAUGAGCAGGUCAAAUGAGAAGGCGGGCUCCACGAAGUCCCGGUGGUCGGCGCUCUCGACGGAGGUCGUCGAGGACGAGUCAGGCUGGAACGUCGUCUAUUCAGACGGCGCAUGCAAGGGAAACGGGAACGCCGGGUCGGUUGCAGGCGUGGGGGUGUGGUGGGGACCGGGUGAUUCCAGAAAUAUCGCGGAGAGGUGUCCCGGCGCGCAAACCAACAACCGCGCGGAGCUCAUAGCUAUCGUGCGCGUGUUGGAAACAACGCCCCAUUCGAAGCACCCACUGCUCAUCAAGACAGACUCCAAAUACAGCAUCAGCUGUUUUCGUGAAUGGCUCCCCAAAUGGAAACGGAGCAAUUUCAAGACGUCCUCCGGGGAACCGGUCAAAAAUCGGUCGCUCAUCCUCUACCUUGACGCGCUCCUCGAUCAACGUGCGCGGCGCGGACAGAAAGUGCAUCUGCAGUACGUCAAGGGUCACGCCGGCAUUAUAGGCAACGAGGGUGCAGACUACGAGGCCAACCAAGGAGUCAAGAAGCCUCUCGCCCCGGAGCGAGACUGGGACGCGUUAACGGAUGCGCUCCAGGAGGAGACCCCGGAUCACCAGGUGUCGAGCGGUGAGCAUCGUACACCUGCAAUCUCGCAGGCCGACUUGGAGGCAUUCGCGGCGGGCUUGGCAGACGACGAUGAGGAACUGUGGGCGGAGUGCACUGAGCACUGA